Messenger RNA from Ziziphus jujuba (common jujube), 1400 nucleotides. RefSeq lists its product as uncharacterized. Bases 116 to 1138 code for a protein of 340 amino acids. Gene Ontology annotation, cellular component: membrane. The transcript is spliced from 8 exons. Lineage: Eukaryota; Viridiplantae; Streptophyta; Magnoliopsida; Rosales; Rhamnaceae. The record is from RefSeq and is a predicted model, not a curated record.
GUGGUCGCACAUUCCAUAAUGUUCCUCUCCAACUCAAGAAAGGCCUCCUAAUCUGGAAAUAUUUGGGUCUUCAUUUCUCAUCAAUCCUUAGAUUUUAAGAAAGUUUUUAUAUGAAAUGGCGCUGGAGGUAUGCUGGUAUGACUUCGUUUGUUUCGGCAUUGUUGGCAUAUCAUUUUUUGGUGCUUUAUGGGUGAUUUGGAGGAAUGAAGGCUCGUUCAGAUUCCAAGACUCAACCAUGUAUGAGAGCCUUGUUGUGGCUCAACCGGACAGUGAGGUUUCCGUGACUGUGAGCGGAUUGUGCAAGGGUCAUGUAAGCACUUGUCAGUUGUGGACCAGUUGUUGGAGAGGAGUUCACCCCAAAUGGCUCUUGGCAACACGGUUCCUUUCCUUUCUAGUUUUGUCUGGCUUCUUGGCCUGGGACGUUUUCACGUGGGGUUCCACCAUUUUCAUAUACUAUACUGAGUGGACUUUUGCAGUAGUUAUUGUCUACUUCGUGCUGGGAACUAUUGUCUCUGCAUAUGGAUGUUGGCUAUCAGCGAACAAACCUCCUUAUGAAAAUGUAGAAAGGACUGAGUCUUCAAGAAGGGAUUUGGAAGAAAGUGGAAAUGCAGCUACCAACACUUACAGGGAAAAAGAAAUCAAUGGUUCCAUCAAGCUGCGAAGCUACCACGCUCAGGAGGAUAUUCAGCAAAAAGCAGGAUUCUGGGGAUAUCUAAUGCAAGUUGCGUUUCAGACUUGUGCAGGCGCUGUUAUAUUAACUGAUGUUGUGUUUUGGUGUGUCAUUGUCCCCUUCUUAUCAAAUGCCCAUCUCCGCCUCAAUGUGCUGAUGGGUUGCAUGCACACUUUGAAUGCUGUUUUUCUUCUUCUGGACACUGCUCUGAAUAGCCUUCCAUUUCCUUGGUUCCGGCUUGCAUAUUUUGUUCUAUGGAGCUGUACCUAUGUGAUUUUCCAAUGGGUUAUUCACGCGUGUGGUUUCUCAUGGUGGCCAUAUCCUUUCCUUGAGCUGGGCACUCCCUGGGCUCCUCUGUGGUAUUUUUGCUUGGCCCUGGUUCACAUACCGUGUUAUGGGAUAUACGCACUGAUAAUAAAAGCCAAAUAUACAAUUCUCCCCAGAUUGUUUCCCCAUGACUUUGUUUAGCUAUUUUAGUUUCAUACCCCUUGAUAGAAAACUUUGUUAGUAUAUUGGAUAGUAGUUUUGAUUUUUGAUGGUUUAAUUUGUUUGCAAAAAGAGAAGGGAAUGCUCAGGUCUAUCCUUCUUUACAGUUUUAUGAUUGAUUUGCAAAUCCAUUAUCAUGUUUGUUUUGGAGUUGAAAUUCGAACCAAUGCCAAAAACCUGCCAGCUCCCUUUUUCUUGUGUUGCUGACUUUCUCAAUUAUGAAUUAUUGGUUAGUAUUUGCACU